CACGACUAGCUGAAAAAUCAACUCAACGAGUCCAGACCACAAAACAGAAAAUAUAGAACCAAGUGAAGUUACAGAGCAACACAUCCUGGAUUCCACAGCACUCACUAACAAAAUCUCUUCCAAAGCAGCAGAAGAACCUUCUUCAACUACAAUUCAUGACCAAAUCAACCACGUAACUGGUAUUAAUGGUACAAAUAUUUCUCCAGCUAUGGUUUCUCUCCCCACUCAAUCAUCAUUACCAGACUCACAGGAAACAAAUCCAUCAGGAGAUUCACGACUAGCUGAAAAAUCAACUCAAGUCCAGACCACAAAACAGAAAAUGACAGAACCAAGUGAAGUUACAGAGCAACACAUCCCUGAUUCCACAAUAUUCUCUACCAAAAUUUCCUCCAAAGCAGCAGAACCUUCAAUUGCCCUUCAUGACCAAAUCAACCACGUAACUGGUAUUAAUGGUACAAAUAAUUUUACAACUAUGGCAUCCUUCCCCAUUGACUCAUUACCAGCCUCACAGGAAACGACUCCAUCAGGAGAUUCACGACUAGCUGAAAAACCAACUCAACGAGUCCAGACCACAAAACAGAAAAUUAUAGAAGCAAGUGAGGUUACAGAGCAACACAUCCUGGAUUCCACAACACUCACUAACAAAAUCUCUUCCAAAGCAGCAGAAGAACCUUCUUCAACUACAAUUCAUAAACAAAUCAACCACGUAACUGGUAUUAAUGGUACAAAUAUUUCUACAGCUAUGGUUUCUCUCCCCACUCAAUCAUCAUUACCAGACUCACAGGAAACAACUCCAUCAGGAGAGUCACGACUAGCUGAAAAACCAACUCAACGAGUCCAGACCACAAAACAGAAAAUUAUAGAAGCAAGUGAAGUUACAGAGCAACACAUCCUGGAUUCCACAGCACUCACUAACAAAAUCUCUUCCAAAGCAGCAGAAGAACCUUCUUCAACUACAAUUCAUGACCAAAUCAACCACGUAACUGGUAUUAAUGGUACAAAUAAUUUUACAACUAUGGCAUCCUUCCCCAUUGACUCAUUACCAGCCUCACAGGAAACGACUCCAUCAGGAGAUUCACGACUAGCUGAAAAAUCAACUCAACGAGUCCAGACCACAAAACAGAAAAUUAUAGAAGCAAGUGAAGUUACAGAGCAACACAUCCUGGAUUCCACAGCACUCACUAACAAAAUCUCUUCCAAAGCAGCAGAAGAACCUUCUUCAACUACAAUUCAUGAACAAAUCAACCACUUCACUGGAAUUAAUGGUACAAAUAAUUUUACAACUAUGGCAUCCUUCCCCAUUGACUCAUUACCAGACUCACAGGAAACAACUCCAUCAGGAGAUUCACGACUAGCUGAAAAACCAACUCAACGAGUCCAGACCACAAAACAGAAAAUUAUAGAAGCAAGUGAGGUUACAGAGCAACACAUCCUGGAUUCCACAGCACUCACUAACAAAAUCUCUUCCAAAGCAGCAAAAGAACCUUCUUCAACUACAAUUCAUGAACAAAUCAACCACUUCACUGGAAUUAAUGGUACCCAUAACUCUACAGCUGUGGCAUCUUUCCCCAUUCAAUCAUCAUUACCAGACUCACAGAAAGCAACUCAAACAGGAGAUUUAGAAAUAGUUGAAGAAUCACCUCAACAAGAAAAUCCAGAACCCAUCAUUCGUUCGCCUGGAACAAAUGGUACAAAUGAUUCUACACCUAUAAUGUCUUUUCCCACCGAUCUACCACCACAAGAGUCACAAAAAAACACCCAGUCAGGAGCCCCACAACUACUCGAACAUUCAACGCAACAUUUCCAGAUCCUCAAGCAGAAAGUAACAGCACCUAGUCAGAAGAUUGUACAACCCAUUGCACUCAUGUCCACCCCAGAUCAGGCCACAACAUACAGAAUUCAACAGACAACUCCACUACAGUUUGCCAUAGACCCACACAUUCCAAAUAAUGACAUACUUGCAUCAACAAUGGAAAAUGAAAACUUGAAACCAACCUCACUUCCACAAAUGACAAAGAAUGAACAACCCAAAAUGACACCAGUCAUCAAUGGAAUGGUCCAAAGCAUUUCAAAACCCAGUCCACCUGCCAGGACAAAACAAACAACUUUAUCAACAGCCAAGUCUGAAAUCAAAAAAAAUUCUCCACACACUCUUUCUGUAACUUGGCAAAUUGGGAAACCCAACUGGCUUGUGACAUCCACAGACUGGAGAGUUUCAAAACCUACGCCACCUACAUUCACCCUGAAGCAGCAAAUCCAAGACUCCACUUCACUUCUGCUGACAGAAGAUAGCCCCAAUUCCGAUCUCAGUGAGUCCACAUCAGAUCCAGAACACCAUAAACCCAAACCGACAGAAGAGCCUAUAAAUCAACACACUGAAAAAAACACAACUAAUAGAGCAAAAUCUUCUAGAGACAGUUUAAUGCAACUAUUUAUGACCACAAAUACUCACAGACUAACAAAUGAUACAUUAGUAAGCAGCAAAAAGGCUUCCACUUCACCUCUUCCAAUCCUGACAGAGAACCAUUUAGUUGAUUCAAAAGGACCAGAGGACACUUCUGUGAUGACAGGCAUCAGUCUACAGGAUACCACAUCAUUCAGAACCUAUCGGAGUAAUGCAAAAACAAAAUCACAGCGCACAACAAACAAAUAUACAAUCCUUGGCAAAAUGACGUCCCAUACAAGUUUCCCGUUGGUAAAGGACACAUCAACUCAAGCUCCCACAGAUGGAGUGCAAUCAUCUCAAACUAUUCCAGUCUCCACAGAAAAGCUCAUUACGAUGUUCACUCCAAAUCCAAAACCUUCAGAAAAACGUAUUCAUACCACAUCAGUCGUCAGACAUGGAUUUCUGACAUCAAGAACACAGGAAAAUCCAUCCUGGAUUUCAACGAAACGGUCCAAUAUCCAACCCACUGAAACAGAAGAGUCUCAAUCAGACUCGAUAAAUCAAGAACCUACAGCAGAUUCAAUGCCAAAGGAAAAUGGCACCAAUAAUGAUCUGCUAACCAAGACGGACAAAUCAACACAAAGCAUGACUGGGCGCAAACCAAGUACAACGACUCCUAUAACUACAACUAAAACGGUUUUACAAAAACCCAAAACAUUUAUUUUACCAACAUACAAAUCAGCUAAUACCACGAAAACUCGCAGAGAUAUUUUUGGAUUACUCUUCACUUUUGGGUGCCUCAUGUUGCUGAUAACAGUAAUCGUGCUUCGGGUAAUAUGGAGAAAAUGGCAAGCCCGGCGCUGCGGGAGCAACAUGUGGGUAUCAGGUCCUCCCCUGUGGGGAACAUAUCAUUCAGUCUUGCAGAACAGCAGUUCACACACUGCAAUACAGAUGAGGAAAGAUAACAGCAAAAAGACAAAGCAGGAAAAUAGUGAUGUUUUUGAGACCAUCGCCCUCAAGCAACAACACAAAGACCUUGUAUAAACAUGACAGAGCACUCUCUAAUACUUACCCUCAACGACAGCUUUUUUAGCUAAACAAAUUCUGAAUUAACAAAUUCUACAGACUCCUCAGUGAGUCACAAAAUUCCAGACAUGUUCGUGUCUUGCAUAUGCAAACACUUAACUUUACAUGAACAAAUGAUUGUUAAUAUUAUAUUAUAUACGUUGACAUUGUGUGAUUGUAUUUUUUUAAAUUGUUUUAAUAAAAAAGCUAUUUAUAAACCUGUGUUUUAAGUAAUAUUAUUAUGAUUCACUAAAACAAAGAAUAACUUGUUGAAAAAUUUUUAUUUACUUUAUAAUAUACAAUGGAAAGUUGAAUACACGUGAAAAAAAAUAAAUAAAUACGUCAUGUGGCGACGACCAUCUUCACUAACCAAAGACCUCCAGCUGACUUUCCCUUUUGCCUGGCUCACAUCAAACACACUGUGGUCCACUAAAACACAGAAUCAUUCGAAAUAGAGUGGGGUUUGUGUUUGUGUGUUUGAAGAACAGAUCAAUGAACUAAGGGAAGAAACUAGACAGCACAUGUAAAAUAAAAGCUGAGUGCAGAUGGAUUUAGCUAAAUUGUCUGACUAUGCCAUUUCUGCUUGACACACAUAAUAUAGAGCAUCAUACACUCACACACAAAGCUACAUUAGUAGGCAGAGGAUGUGUCAUUACUGGGCAGCAAUAGCAGGCUCUGAAAGAAUGAAGCGAUUGAGGAAGAAAGAGGGAGAGGAGGAGAGAGAAAUGGAGAGUGGCACUGAAAAGGUUCUGUACCAGCGCUCUUUUGUUCGAAACGCACACGCACACACACCUGCCCCUGGCAAGGACACAAUGGUGAGGAACUUUAAAUCAGUUACCAAAAAGCGUGCUAGGAAUGACACUACACAAAGAAUUAAGAACUGCUUCAUUAGUAUUUUAAUUUUAAACACUGAAUUUUACAGUAUGUGCUGAUUGUGUGGGAAAAUCUGAGGAACGGUUUAAAACACGGUAAAAUGUGUUAAGCGGAGAUGACAGUACGGUACUCUUACUGAUACACAACAGCAUCAUUAGAAUGACAAAAUUCAUAAAAUUAGGACUUUAUUGAAACUACCAGAAAAUGUAUGCAAGAUAAGAAAUUGUUCAUUUUAGAAUUUAGAAUCCCAGUUGGAUUUAGCAUUUUUCAUCAGACUCCAUCCCAGUCAUUUAAAACUCAGACAAAACAUGUUCAGACCUGAUUUACAGGUUAAGUGUUGCUUAAUGACUGAAGAAAGAAUGAAAACAGGAAGGAGAGGGAAGGGGAGAGGGCAGAAAAGAAAGCAGAGGAAAUGGAUGCUGAAUGAGGGAAUCCUAAAGAGGAAACAGAGAUGUCAGCACUUCCUCUCUCUCUUUCUUGUACCGGGGCACAGACUCUACUACAUCUCCCCUCCCUGCCUCUCUCUCUCCUCUGCUAUCAUAGUGAUCCCAGAAAGGGACCUGCACAGAGAAAGACAGGAUUUGGAUUUUACUGCAGCAUAAAACAAGAAUAGCAUAAAAAAAAUAAGAGAUCAGAGCUGUGUUAAUCCGAAGAUCGAGCAGAAAAAAAGAGCUGAGGGAUGGAGAGAAACUGAAAGACAGAAAGAGGACAGGAAAAACGAGCACAGAGUGAUGACAAGGAGAAGAGAGUCAAGCAGAACUAGGUGCAG
Molecule: messenger RNA, 5093 nt
Organism: Onychostoma macrolepis
Lineage: Eukaryota; Metazoa; Chordata; Actinopteri; Cypriniformes; Cyprinidae
Product: mucin-4-like
Exons: 2
Coding region: 209-3430 (1073 amino acids)
Source: RefSeq, a predicted model, not a curated record